This is a messenger RNA of Actinia tenebrosa (Australian red waratah sea anemone), 1945 nucleotides long. Its product is annotated as nucleolar protein 58. The record is from RefSeq and is a predicted model, not a curated record. Gene Ontology annotation, cellular component: small-subunit processome; box C/D methylation guide snoRNP complex. NCBI's taxonomy places the organism in Eukaryota, Metazoa, Cnidaria, Anthozoa, Actiniaria, Actiniidae. Gene Ontology annotation, molecular function: snoRNA binding.
UUCUCCACGUGCUGCAAGAAAAAUUCGAAGCCUGAAGAAUUUUCCUCAAAAAAUGCUUGUUUUAUUUGAAACUCCGGCAGGAUAUGCUGUCUUUAAGUUGCUGGACGAGAAGAAACUGAAGAAUGUGGAUGAUUUGUAUAAAGAAUUCGAGUCUCCGGAUUCAGCCAGUAAAGUGGUAAAGUUGAAGCAUUUCCACAAGUUUGACGAUACCACAGAGGCUUUAGCAGCCACCACUGCAGCUGUGGAGGGAAAGAUGGGCAAAGGCCUCAAGAAACUCUUGAAGAAGGUUGUGGCUAAAGAUGCACAUGAACAACUUGCUGUGUCUGAUGCAAAGCUUGCUGGAGCUAUCAAGGACAAGUUGAACAUCACCUGCAUCUCUUCUAAUGCCAUUCAAGAACUGAUGAGAGGUAUCAGGAACCAAAUGAAUAACCUUGUUACUGGUAUACAGGAUAAAGAAAUGGCUGCUAUGGCAUUGGGUUUAGCACACAGUCUGUCAAGAUACAAGUUAAAGUUCAGUCCAGACAAAGUAGACACCAUGAUAGUACAAGCUAUUUCUCUUCUUGACGACCUUGACAAAGAGCUCAACAACUAUGUGAUGAGAUGCCGUGAAUGGUUUGGAUGGCAUUUCCCUGAGCUGUCUAAGAUCAUCACAGAUAACAUUGCAUACACUAAGACAGUGAAAGCCAUGGGUACAAGAGCCAAAGCUGCUGAACAGGAUUUCUCUGAGAUUCUUCCUGAAGAAGUUGAAGAACAAUUGAAGGCUGCAGCUGAAAUUUCCAUGGGAGUUGAGAUUUCCAAAGAGGAUGAAGAAAACAUCAUGUUUUUGUGCGACCAAAUCCUAGAAAUAUCAGAUUAUAGGGCCCAGCUGUAUGACUACCUCAAGAAUAGAAUGUUGGCUAUUGCACCUAACCUUACCACUUUGGUUGGGGAGUUAGUAGGUGCAAGGCUUAUCGCCCAUGCAGGUUCACUCAUCAAUCUUGCUAAGCAUCCAUCAUCAACUGUACAGAUACUGGGAGCUGAAAAAGCUUUGUUCAGAGCUCUAAAAACAAAGCAUGACACUCCUAAGUAUGGGUUAAUCUAUCAUGCCUCUCUUGUUGGGCAGUGUGCUCCUAAAAAUAAGGGCAAGAUUUCUAGAAUGCUUGCAGCCAAGGCAUCUCUUGCUGUCCGUGUAGAUGCUCUAGGGGAAGACACCACUACUGAGAUGGGUAUUGAGAACAAGGCCAAGCUGGAGGCAAGGCUGAAGAUGUUUGAGGAUGGACAGAUGCGAAAGAUAAGUGGAACAGGCAAAAGUCAAGCAAAGUUUGACAAAUAUGAAAAUAAAAGUCAAAUCAAGACUUACAAUCCAGAUGCCGACUCUACUAUUGAUAGUAAACCCAAGAAAAGAAAGCAUAAAGRGGUGGAGGAAGAGGUGAAAGAAGAAGUGAAUGAAGAAAAAGAAUCUGAAGAUGAAGAAGAAGUACCGGCCAAAAAGUCAAAGAAAGAUAAAAAGAAGAAGAAAGAAAAACGAAAAACUGAAACAGAGGAGAGUGAUGGAGAGGAAGAAAAAGUCGAGCCAAAGGAUGAAAGUUCUGAAAAGAAAAAGAAAAAAAAGAAGAAAAAGCAGAAGACAGAUGAUUCAGAUUAGGCACGAGUGCCUUCAAUUAUUUCCCUUUAUUUUACCAUCGUCCAUUACAAUACUAUGAACUUUGAAAUGUUUUUAUUUGAAAAAAAAAAAAAAAAAAAAAAAAAAAUACAUUUGCAAGCUUCUUAGUUAAAACUCUCGAUUCUUGGCUUGACUUUGAUUUCAUACAAUCAUGAAUGAAAUUAUGCAUGGCGAUCAAUUUGAAUAACUAUUGUCCAGGACGGGCUCAAUAAGCCUGAAGCRAGAUGACGUUUUACCCCCGUCUCUAGACCAUAAUCCUUUUCACACUGCUUUUGUUCUUUAAUUAUAACUAUUGUACCUGUA